CUUAAAUUUUAUGUUUGUUAGCAGGCAUCAGUCUCUUGCUUCUUCUUUUUUCUGUUACUACCUUUUUUAAAAAAUAAUGUGAUGGAAAUAUAUGUAGCUAGAUCACUCGUUUUGGUGAGAUUCUUUGCUUAAGAACCUUCUUUUCAUUCUCGACAGUCGAAACAUGGUAUACUUUCUAAGGAAUAAAUGUUUGAAUUGACCAGGGUUAUCCUCCAUUUGUUGGAAUGCCUCAUGCCAGAAUGGCUUUGCCUAUUGAGAAGGCACAAGAACCGGUUUACGUGAAUGCCAAGGCAGUACCAAGGAAUUCUAAGGCGAAGGCAGGCACGUGCCAAAGCAGAACUUGAGAAAAAGGAUAUAAAAGUCCGAAAGCCAUAUCUUCAUGAAUCUAGGCACGGGCAUGCUAUGCACAGGGCGAGAGGUAGUGGAGGACGUUUUGCAAAGAAGACAGUUGCUGAUACUUCAAAACAGAUGGCAGAAGGAAAAGGAACAGGUUCAGGUCAUGCUCUGUCAUCUCAAUCUGCUAGUUCAUCUGGUUCUAAACCAUUUCCGGCUGAUUUUGUGGCAACCCGGAACUUCACCCUCAGCCAGCUGGAAGCAAGAGGAUCACAUAAGCAUGACAUCCAUCAUAUCAACAGCGGUGGUCAUUAUCAGAAAUGAGUUGGUAGUAUCUCCUCUAACCAGGCCUCGCAUAGGCCUCUUGCUAUCCAGUGAAUUGGAGAAUGCCCUUUCAGAAGCUGAAGGGCCAACUCUAAGACUGUUUUCCAUGAUCCCUCAUCUUGAUUGUCAAGGCGGCAAAUCAUUCUUGGCUUUCUUUUUGUCUUGUCGGUGCUUCUCUUUCCCCAGUUGCAUUCCUGUUCAGAUAUUGUUGAAUAAAACUCAUAACUUCGUUUUAGUUUGUGGGGUGAUUCCAUUUGUCAUUUUGAGUUGAGACGUUUACUUUUCUUCAAGCCUGUAUCUGCUGCACU
Molecule: messenger RNA, 965 nt
Organism: Hibiscus syriacus
Lineage: Eukaryota; Viridiplantae; Streptophyta; Magnoliopsida; Malvales; Malvaceae
Product: nuclear transcription factor Y subunit A-9-like
Exons: 3
Coding region: 380-928 (182 amino acids)
Biological process (GO): regulation of transcription by RNA polymerase II
Molecular function (GO): RNA polymerase II cis-regulatory region sequence-specific DNA binding; DNA-binding transcription factor activity, RNA polymerase II-specific
Source: RefSeq, a predicted model, not a curated record